This is a messenger RNA of Aphanomyces invadans, 1140 nucleotides long. RefSeq lists its product as hypothetical. The transcript is spliced from 3 exons. Bases 48 to 995 code for a protein of 315 amino acids. Gene Ontology annotation, molecular function: protein binding. Lineage: Eukaryota; Oomycota; Saprolegniomycetes; Saprolegniales; Verrucalvaceae. The record is from RefSeq and is a predicted model, not a curated record.
CAUCUCCAUACACCAAUUGAUUCGAGGAGGUGAAAGAAUUCGAGAGCAUGCAACGUCUUGCGACCACGAUGUUGCGCCCUCUGGCGACCCUGCGCCGCCCUGCCGCAUGCUCUAUGCAAACUGCGCGUUUCUCGAAGCUGAACGUGCCAGUGACAUCGACUCAAGGACGACGGAAUGACUACAUGGUCGUAGAAGCGGACAUUGCUGGCAUGCAGAAAAAGAUUCGUGAGCUUUACUCGAAAGGCGACUUUGUGUCUGGCUUGGAGAUGGCCGAGAUCUGCCGCGAUGCCGUGCGUGAUCACUUUGGCGACGAUCAUCCCGUCUACGCCAGCACACUCAACAACUUGGCGUUGAUGCAAAAGAACUUGAGUCAACUGGACGAGGCCAUCGAGUCCUACGAGGCAGCACUUCGAGUGUACAAGAGCUGCGUGGGGGAGAACCAUGCGUCCUGGGCUACUACAUUGCACAACUUGGGCGGGGUCUAUCGAUUGCAGGCACACAGCUUGUCUGGUAUGAAAAAGGUUGAAGGACUUGACCAUGCCCUUGAAUGCUUUGAAGAAUCCCUCCGUGUUCGCCGCGAGAUUCUUGCCGCCGACCAUCCAGACAUUGCCAUGAGCAUGUGCAAUGUCGGCAUGCUGUACUGGCACACACACAAGAAGGAAAAAGCUGAGGAAAUGCUCGUGGAAGCUGUCGAGCGCCUUGAAGCCAAGGUCGGGGCGACUAGUCCACUCACUGCGCUCGCAUGGAACAAUCUCGGCAUCGUGUACAAGGAGCUUGGGAAAUUCGACGCCGCCAUCGAGUUGUUUGCUAAGGCUACCGCCGUGCGUAAAGCAGCCCUUGGGGAAUUGCACGUCGAAACCAUCACGACAAUGCACAACUGGGCUGAAGCGCUGCGCGCCAGCGGCCGUGACGACGAUGCUGCCGAGAUCCAAAAGACCAUCUUGGACUUGGUGGGAGACGUCGAAGAAGUAGAUGAAACCAAAGGCAACAAAUGAUGGGAGCGGCGUAGUGGACGGCAAUGCUGCAUCCCAAAACACAACGUUUAUUCGUCGACGUGAAAUCGCCUUUAAACGUUGUAGUUGAACACCCAUUAAAGAGAAUAUUUUUUGUCCACGAGGAAUAUUUAGUAUUUCACCUGGA